Messenger RNA from Lottia gigantea (owl limpet), 1968 nucleotides. RefSeq lists its product as hypothetical. Gene Ontology annotation, cellular component: membrane. Gene Ontology annotation, molecular function: peptide binding; G protein-coupled receptor activity. The transcript has a single exon. Gene Ontology annotation, biological process: G protein-coupled receptor signaling pathway. The record is from RefSeq and is a predicted model, not a curated record. Lineage: Eukaryota; Metazoa; Mollusca; Gastropoda; Lottiidae. Bases 1 to 1968 code for a protein of 655 amino acids.
AUGUCUCAUCAUAUAGAGUUUGGUGGUUGUAAGUUUGUGGUUACAGUGGCAACAGUGACUGCAGUAUCAACAGGACAAUGUUUAGUCGCAAUAGCAGCUCUCAGAUUCAAUGCAGUCUGCAGACCCUUAAAACAAACCAUUAGUAACAAAACGGCUCGUUGUUUGACUGUAAUGUUCUUUUUGAUAGCAUGUGCGGUGUCGUGGCCAUCGCCUGUUAUUAUUACCAACGUCCACAAAAGUCUUGGUGAUGAUUUUUAUGUGACCAAUUGUGCCAGUAGUCCGGAAUACGAGCAUACUGUCUAUCCUUUUUUAUAUAGUUUGUUUCAAUUCCUACUCUUCAUUGGUACGUUCUUGUCCAUCUCUGUACUAUAUUGUAUAACUGGCUCGCGACUGUGGAAACGAAAGAAAUAUGGAAUAUCAUGUCGUUCAUCUUCAAGGGAACUCACCAGCUCUACUAGCAGUGAAAAGUAUUUUGAGCAAUCCAAUUUGGUGGGAUGUAUAUCAAACGAUACCGUAUUCAGCAUCUGUCAAGAUGAGACGAAAUCUCUGGAUAGAACACUCAAAUCGAAUGAAAUUCAAUCAAAUGUCAUCAAUCAAAAUUUGACCCAGGUCAAAUUGAAUACUGAGUCGCAGAAUUUGUAUGAUCUAAAUCAGCUUAGUGCAUGUAAUGUUCUCGAGCAAUCAAAAUUCCUCAGAUCUAGUACAGUUACGUAUCUAUCAAGCAGUAUUGAAUCGAAUACGAUUCAAACAUCAAAUGCGAUUCCAACUCAUCAAUCAAGAGAUGACGAAUCAAAUACGAUUCAAACUAAUCAAUCAAGCCAUGACGAAUCAACUACGAUUCCAACUAAUCAAUCAACCUAUGACGAAUCAAAUACGAUUCAAACUAAUCAAUCAAGACAUGACGAAUCAAAUACGAUUCCAACUAAUCAAUCAACCUAUGACGAAUCAAAUACGAUUCAAACUGAUCAAUCAAGCCAUGACGAAUCAAAUACGAUUCAAACUAAUCAAUCAAGCUAUGACGAGUCAAAUGCGAUUCCAACGAAUAAAUCUUGCGACAUAGAAUCAAAAACGAUUCCAGCUAAUCAAUCAAGCACUAAAGAAUCAAUUACGAUGUCUAAAAUUCAAUCAAGAUUGCUCAGAUCAAAUUCUCUUCCAUCUCAUCAAUCAAGAAGCAUAAUAUCGGAUUCGUUUUCAAAAAAGAGGUAUGCAUCAUUUCGAAAUACGUCAUCAAAUUUCCUAAAUCAAUCAAAUGAUGUGAUUCACAACGAACAAACUCGAAAAUUCGAAAAUCCUAUUUAUCAUGAACGUUUGGUUACGAAUGUAGAAGACCAAAACGAAAUAGAAUCGCCUUCCAAUGUCGAAGUGCAGGACUCUGAAAACCUUAAUCAAUCAAAUUCCGUGAUUGAGUGGGGACACAACCAACAAACCAAAAUCGAAAGCGAAGAUCAUAUUGAUCAUGAACGUUCAUUUACCAAUGCAGAUGACCAAGUCAAAAGUUCGUCGCCUAUCAGUGUCGGAGUGCAGAGCUCUGAAAAUCUAAAUCAAUCAAGUUUGGAAGAAUUCAAUCAAGAUCAAAACUUCGAUCGACCGCCUGAUUCAAGUAUUACCUUUUAUGACAGUGAAAAAACUUUGAAGGAAUCAACCACCAUAGACCACCGACAGAAAAAGGCGAAAAAAAGGAACAGCAUAAUAACGGGAUCUAAUAAACUUGACCCGGUUAAAAUGUUAGUUAUUAUGGCUUUGAUAUUUUUUCUGAGUUAUGUGCCUCACUUAACGUUGAUGAUUUAUAUUGAAGUAGGCUAUCCGAUCAAGUUAGCGCCUGUUUCAGAGAGUAUCAUUGGUAUCUUAAUUCGCUCUUAUUUUCUGGGCAGUGUUUGUAAUCCUAUUCUGUAUGGAUGUUAUAAUAGGAAAUUUCGCGAUGAAGUUAAAAGUAUUUGGAAAAAUUUAAAAAGAAGCAUUAAGAGAUAA